AUGGGCUGUCUCAUACACGACGUCAUGUCGUUGAUAAUUCCGGAGAAGUUUCAACACAUCCAUCGUGUUAUGAACACGAACAUCGACGGAAACCGCAAGGUUCCAUACGCUCUCACAGCCAUUAAGGGUGUUGGCCGUCGUUUCGCGUUCCUUUGCUGCCGGAAGGCCGAUAUUGAUGUAACCAAGCGUGCAGGAGAGCUCUCUGAGGACGACUUUGAGAAGAUUGUUACCAUUAUGCAAAAUCCGUCCCAAUACAAAAUUCCAAACUGGUUCCUGAACAGGCAGAAGGAUAUCAAGGACGGAAAAUAUUCGCAGCUCCUCUCCACAGCUGUUGACAACAAGCUCCGUGAGGAUCUUGAGCGCCUGAAGAAGAUCCGCCUGCACAGAGGUCUUCGCCAUUACUGGGGUCUCCGCGUGCGGGGUCAGCAUACGAAGACCACUGGACGCAAGGGACGCACUGUUGGUGUGUCCAAGAAGAAGGGAGGUUAA
Strongylus vulgaris is the source of this 489-nucleotide messenger RNA. The record is from the annotation of a GenBank genome assembly. NCBI's taxonomy places the organism in Eukaryota, Metazoa, Nematoda, Chromadorea, Rhabditida, Strongylidae.